Molecule: messenger RNA, 959 nt
Organism: Nelumbo nucifera (sacred lotus)
Lineage: Eukaryota; Viridiplantae; Streptophyta; Magnoliopsida; Proteales; Nelumbonaceae
Biological process (GO): GPI anchor biosynthetic process
Cellular component (GO): endoplasmic reticulum membrane
Source: RefSeq, a predicted model, not a curated record
CUCUUGGUAGUUCAAUAGAAAGAAUGGAGAAGACAACUGCUGAAGCUUCCAGUACCCGAAUUGGUUCAGUAUCAGUGUCAAUUUGGGAAGCAUUUCGGUUGCAUUUGAUCUGUGGGUUAGGAUUAGCAGUAGCAUUCUGGGUUGUCCACAACGUCUAUUCUCUUGAUCUCAUCUCUAACCCUGAUCACACCCUAUUUCUCAUCUGGGUUAUCGAGACACCAAUAGUAAUCGGAGUUUACAGUAUGUCACGAUGGGAUCCCGAACAAUGCUCAUUCUUGAAGGCGGUUGGACAUGGCUUACUGGGAAUUCCAGCUGGGGCAUUUUUAAAUGCAUUUGGAGCUAUUGUUUUGGGGGCACCUAUUGGAAUUUUGUAUAUAAAGAGAACCGUUAACUGGUCCCUGCUCAUGUCCUUGUUCACUUUUGCACCUGCAGCUUCUGUUUUUGGUUCAUCAUGGAACAAUUGGCAGCGUCUGUUUGCAUAUGCCAAGCCAGCUGGCAUUGUUGAUUACAUGAUUUGUCUACCAGCUCAUGGGACCGUUAUUGGAGCUUGGCUUGGGGCUUGGCCUAUACCUCUUGAUUGGGAAAGGCCAUGGCAGGAAUGGCCAAUUUCUGUCAGCUAUGGAGCAAUUGCUGGGUAUAUUAUCGGAAUGGUUGCAUCUUUGGGCUUCAUACUUGUGUUUGACAGGAGACAGAAACAUGUCAAAGGAGACUAAUGGAACACUAGCAACUCAUACCCUCUUCAUUCUCUUCAACCAAUAACUGCAAGGCUAUGAGCACCAUUGGCUUGAUACACUAUGAUCCUUGGUGAAAAUGCAUGACCUCAUUGAUCAGGGUUCAAAAUUUUCUCCGUAUGAGAAAACUAUGAUGUUUGAUGCAGCAUGAUUUGAAGUUUGAGGAAUGUGAUUGACACAUUGUAAUCAGAAAUCUUGAUCGGAGAAAAAUCUGAUAUUGAAUGUUAA